This is a messenger RNA of Aspergillus fumigatus Af293, 801 nucleotides long. RefSeq lists its product as uncharacterized. The record is from RefSeq and is a predicted model, not a curated record. NCBI's taxonomy places the organism in Eukaryota, Fungi, Ascomycota, Eurotiomycetes, Eurotiales, Aspergillaceae.
AUGAAAGCUACGAGGUCGCAAGUUAGCCCAAAAUUAGGGGCCAAGAGAUUUCGCCAUCGCUUUUCCCCGGAAGACGAACUCGAGCAGUGCUUCACUGAAAAUGCUGCCAGGGAAAGGCGCUUUUCAACGCCGAGUGUGAAGCAUGAAGUUCUUCAGAGUGUUGAGAUCCAAAAGCCACGGCGACUUGAUAGGUCCGGGAGUCCAUCCCUUCACGGUCAUCCGACGAAAGAACGAAGAGGCUCAGAGUCGCGAGAAAGUCCAGAUGAGCUGCAAGGGGCGGCGACCGUGCAGCCCGCCCAGGACUUCUCCCGCGAAUUUCAUAAGAAAGACGUCAGGGGCGGCUUUAAGGCUGGGAAGCAAGUGGCCCAAAGGAAGACUUCACCAGCCGAUAUCCGACCGACUGUCUUCGUCCCUUCGUCGCAUCAAGGAAAAUCCAAGCGCAAGAUUACCAAAUCUGGAACACGUCCUAGUGCUGACCGGUGUUUUCAAGCAACCUCUAUUCGAUUCGGUACUAUCACCGGACCUUCGUCGGGCGACAAGGCUGUUGAGGUACAUGUUGAUCCAAUCAAUGAGACCAUCAAAAUGGCCGGGCCCGACCCCGCGAAUUCGUUUCAGAUACCCUUCAACAAAGUUUACAAGAUCUUUCGAGGGACCUCGCCAAGCUGUAAAGUUAGGCUCGCUCUUAGAGAAGGUACCGGUGAUCAAUCGGUGGAUAUAGAUCUCACAUCCCCUGAAGCCAAGGAGGACCUUUAUGCAUUGCUCGCCGGUAGUGGGGCUAAAGUCGUGGAGAAGGAUGGGUAA